Molecule: messenger RNA, 1168 nt
Organism: Ctenopharyngodon idella (grass carp)
Lineage: Eukaryota; Metazoa; Chordata; Actinopteri; Cypriniformes; Xenocyprididae
Exons: 8
Coding region: 31-639 (202 amino acids)
Source: RefSeq, a predicted model, not a curated record
ACCGCUUCCUGUUUCCUUCAGCACUGAAUCAUGAAUAACAUCACAGUAACAUGUGGGGACAUUCAGACCUCUCUGGGGUUUCUGUAUGCGGUUUCUUCUGCCAUCUUCAAUCAAACACUCAAUCCUGACUGUGAGCAGAGCUGGUAUUCAGAGGAUGGAUUUAAGAUCGCAGAUCCAUCAGUUCCUGAAACACUGAUUGAUCCUGUUAUUUCAGUCUCAUCGGAUCGUCUCGUCACUUGUCGCUGUGUGAAUCUGAGUCAUGAGAUCAUCUGCGAUUCUGUGAAAUCUAUUCAUUACAGUCAUGUGACCAUGUUCAGAGUGAGGAAUGAAACUGCAACAACUCCAGAUGUUCUGGAUGAUGUGACUCUGUCUCUCCAGCACUCAGAUCAGUUCUGGUGGCUGUUUGCUCUCUUCAUCAUCAUCAUCAUCAUCAUCAUCUUCAUCAUCUUGAUGUGUUUUAUGCUGCGGAAAGAGAUCUUCAGAUGUUUUCCAAAAGCAGCACCAUCUGUCCAUCAGUGCAAUGAUUCAGGAAACAGGGAUCCUGAAACUGGUGUCCAAAUAAAGGUCAGAUCUGAUGCUCCUGAUUCACUGAAUCACUCUGAAUCUGAUCAGUUCAGUGGCUCCGUGUCCAGAGGAUGAUCAGGAUCUGCCGGUCUGAAUUAACAUGAUUCUCAGGUCAAUUUGUUAUUGACUCAACUGAAGCGUCUCUGACGUCUACAUCUGUUACAGUAUAAAUCACAAACUCAAAGAUAUCAGGCAUUUGCGACUCGCUUUUCUGCACUCAAUGAUGAAAUACUGAUGCCAGUUUCUUCAUAACUGGUGUUUGAAAUCUCAGUACGUUAUUUUUUUAAAAAACACUUUUUAUAGCAAACAUAUUAUAAUACAACUCUGUAUGACAUAAGUUUCUUAUUUUCAAAUAAGAUAUAAAAUAUUUUCUUAUUCUAUGAAAAGCUAUGCAUUUUUACUUGUUUUUCUACCUGCCAGUGAUAAUUCCACAAGAAAACUGUGCUGUUACUGAACUGAAUCAAAAUUGAAUCAAACUGAGCUGAUAAUGACUCUUUUAGAGCUGCUUUACUGAAUCUGUGUUUGUUUAGACCUAGAACAGAACUAGAGCGGUAAAUGACAAGUUAAAUCUGUGAUCAAUUCAAUUAAUAAAAAAUAAAUGACA